Messenger RNA from Thamnophis sirtalis, 1797 nucleotides. It is a transcript of the gene LCMT1, whose product is annotated as leucine carboxyl methyltransferase 1. Gene Ontology annotation, biological process: C-terminal protein methylation. Gene Ontology annotation, molecular function: protein C-terminal leucine carboxyl O-methyltransferase activity. The record is from RefSeq and is a predicted model, not a curated record. Lineage: Eukaryota; Metazoa; Chordata; Lepidosauria; Squamata; Natricidae. Gene Ontology annotation, cellular component: cytosol.
GAGAACGCCGUCUUCCGGCCUCCCAAGGGCUGCUUCCUGGCCCGGCCAAUGGGGGAGAGCGUUGCUGGUCGAUUCCGGCGGCGUCGCGCUCUGAGGGGACCUCGGCGGCGUCGGCCCGGCAUGGGCAGCCCGCGCUCCUCACUGGCGUCCCUCCGCUGAGCAGCCGCGACAGCCAUGGCCGGCACCUCCCGAGACCUGGUGGGCACCGACGUCUUCGACGAGGCCGUGCGGAGCACCUGCGACGUCGCCUCCCACUGCAAGCGGUAUGCUGUCAGUGUUGGCUACUGGAAGGACCCUUACAUUGAAUAUUUUGUAAGCCAUCCAAAAGAAAGGAAGGCACCUGAAAUCAGCCGUGGGUAUUAUGCCCGGGUCCAAGGAGUUGGUCGUUUACUUAAGGCUUUCUUAGAAAAGACAAAAUGCAAUUGCCAAAUUAUAAAUCUUGGUGCCGGCAUGGAUACUCUGUUUUGGAAAUUAAAGGAUGAGAAUCUUCUUCCUUUGAAAUACUUCGACGUUGAUUUUCCAUCUAUAGUAUCAAGAAAAAUUCACUACAUCAAAUCAAAGCCUCCUCUCUCCAAACCAAUCAUGGAAAGCCAUUUAGGGGAGACGGUUCUCAUAGAUGCACAUAGUUUGGACACCAGCCGAUAUGCCAUUGUUGGAGGUGAUCUUCGAGAUCUACCCAAACUGGAAGAACAACUGAAGAAAUGCAACAUGGAUCCAAAUUUGCCAACACUACUGAUGACGGAAUGUGUGCUGAUCUACAUGACCAUGGAGCAUUCGAUUGACCUCAUUAAGUGGGUGGCAACCACAUUUCGGUCUGCCAUGUUUAUCAACUAUGAGCAGGUGAAUAUGCUGGAUCGCUUUGGACAGAUCAUGAUUGAGAACUUGCAGAGUAAGCAGUGCGAGCUGGUGGGUGCAGACGCUUGCAGAUCUCUGGAGACCCAGAAGGAACGAUUCCUGCAAAAUGGCUGGGAAACAGUAAAUGGUCUUGAUAUGUUGAAGGUCUAUCAGAGUUUGCCACCAGAUGAGAUCAAAAGGAUAGAGGCACUUGAGUUCCUGGAUGAGAAGGAACCAUUUGAGCAGCUCAUGCAACAUUACUGCCUGUGCUGGGCUAUCAAGGAUUCCCAGAAUUUAGGCCUUGCAGACAUUACUCUGUGACGCAUUUGCUCCAGUGGAGCUCCAGGUGAAUCUGCUGCCCCCUCCCGGUGGGCCUCUGCAUGCAUCUGCUGCCCCCCCUGCUCCUGUGGAAGUGUGUGCAGGUGAACAUGAGCCUUGGAGCUGUGGCAAGCAGCCUCCUCUCCCCCGUUCGUGGCACGUGACAACCUUUUGAAUAAAUUACUCUUUUUGUGAGCAGCCGAAAAACAAGCGAGUCUCUCUCCCUUUUGUAGGGAUUUUUUCAAAAAAAAGUGGUGUUGAUGAACGGAAAGGGAUUUGGAUUCCUCCUAGAUGUCCGAGAGUUCUUGUCCUGCUGGCUGGUUCAGAACUGGGCUGAGUUUUUCCCCUGGGGAAACGCAGGGGGCCCUUUUGGCUGCCAGCAAUCCCCUUCUCCCUGGCCUCAUUUUCCUUCCUGAAAUGAUGUUCCUGGUGCAUUUUCACCCUCUUCUGCCUUGAGUUUCUUGGUGUCUCCCGUAGGACUCCUCUUUCUUCUUUUCCCCCCAAAGGGAGCUGGCUGCAGUCUGGAAGCUCUCACUCUCGCUGAGGGGGUGGGAAUUGUGUUGGUUUUGGGCCGCAGCUUCUGGGGGCUGUAUUGAGAUGCACUCCUGAUCCUGAGAGAGUUAAUAAAUGGUGACGUUUUGUAAA